Aspergillus lentulus is the source of this 927-nucleotide messenger RNA. The record is from RefSeq and is a predicted model, not a curated record. Lineage: Eukaryota; Fungi; Ascomycota; Eurotiomycetes; Eurotiales; Aspergillaceae.
AUGGGAUCUAUCACAGAACCUGAUCAUCUUCCGUCAAUCAGCUAUGCUGAUCUUCGACACGAGGAUACAGGGAUCAGAGAUAGAGCUGCUGGAGCUUUCACCCAAGCCCUCCGGGACUAUGGAGCAUGCCGAAUACGAGAUCAUGGGAUCCCGCAGGGUAGACUUGACAUGUGCUUUGAGAAGUGCCGCCAGUUCUUCCAACGAGACCCUAGCGAAAAGGUAGCCGAUUGCGCCAGGUCUGGAGUAGCCAGCAGAGUGCGAUUCGUCCCGUACGGAAGUGAAAAGACGCGUGGAGAACCACACUUGGAAGAGGUUCUGCAGCUCCGGGAUGGGAUUUAUAAUAUGGGCGGGAAUUGGUCCCUCGAGGCAGGAGAGCUUAUCUGUGCAUUGGAAAACUUGCAUAGCACAUGUAGUGUUAUUCAUUGCACGCUGCUUGAGUGUUUGUCGUCCUCUCUGCAUCUGACUCGAUCUUUGACCUCUAUCCACCGCAAAGAGAACUCGUACUUCGCGCCCACCUACUUCGCUCCGUGCCAUCAUGAUGAAAACAUACUCCGUGUCCCUGUCCACAUCGACCCCACAACGAUGCUGUUCAAUUUCCCGGACUCGCAUGGCGGCCUCAAAGUUGCAGACCUGAGAAACAGGGCUGGAAAUCUCUCUGCUGUAGAGGUGCAAAAAACAGCGAUGUUUAUUCCGACGGGCUGUCAGCCCGGGGAAUUUGUUGUUCUAGCGGGUAAUCUUUUAAGGAGGCUGGCUGGAGGUAUAAAACAUGCGGUGCAUUACAUAGAGCGGCCGCUGGGGUCUUCCGGGUUUCAUUUGAAUUACUGGACAGUACCGGAUAUGGAUACUCCCUGUGAUUUUGGCGGCAAACGAGAGACUGUGGAGAAGUAUUUGAUGAGGGUAUUUCCAUCAACAUUUGGUCAUUCCUAG